AUGGACGAGAUUCCUAGAGAAGAAUCUACUGAACAAGAAUUUAAAAUGGAGAGGAAUCAACUGGACGUGAAUUUCAUAGAGAAAAAUCUAUUGGAGAAGAAUUUAAUAGAGACGAAUUUAAUAGAGGCUGCUGAAAAGUUUACUAAGAGUAAAAAUGUACUGAAGAAGAAUCUAGUGAAGGGUAAUCAACUGGAGAGGAAUCAGUUGGUGAAUAGUGUUUUGGAGAAGAAUUUGCUGGAAAAGAAUCAACUGGAGAAGAAUUUAAUGGACGAAAAUCAGCUGGAGAAUAGUUUUCUUGAGAAGAAUUUACCUGAGAGUAUUUAUUUAAUAGGAGAAAAUUUUACUGAAAAAAAUCUACUGAUGAAGAAUCUAGCGAAGAGGAAUCAACUGGAGAUAAAUCAGUUGGCGAAAGGAAGAGACCUGGAGGUGAUUGAUAAUAGAGACAGGUCGAGGAAGGCGAAAGGAAGAGACCUGGAGGAGGUUGAUAAUAGAGACAGGUCGAAGAAGGCGAAAGGAAGAGACCUGGAGGUGAUUGAUAAUAGAGAUAGGUCGAAGAAGGCGAAAGGAAGAGACCUGGAGGAGAUUGAUAAUAGAGACAGGUCGAAGAAGGCGAAAGGAAGAGACCUAGGAUCUGGAGGAGAUGGUUGGGAAACUGGUAGAGGACCUGGUGGAGUAUUUAAAGAGUGUAGAGACAUUGGCGGAGGGAUUGUUAUAUAUGAGUGGAGUAGGCCUGAGAUUUCCUUAAAUAAAAAAACGGACAGGAGCAAGAGCAACAGCAAGAGCAACAGCAAGAGCAACAGCAAGAGCAACAGCAAGAGCAACAGCAAGAGCAACAGCAAGAGCAACAGCAAGAGCAACAGCAAGAGCAACAGCAAGAGCAACAGCAAGAGCAACAGCAAGAGCAACAGCAAGAGCAACAGCAAGAGCAACAGCAAGAGCAACAGCAAGAGCAACAGCAAGAGCAACAGCAACAUCAAGAGCAACAGCAAGAGCAACAGCAUCAGCAAGAGCAACAACAACAGCAACACCAAGAACAAAAGCAACAGCCACAGCAACAGCCACAGCAAAAAUUGGCAGGUCUCGACAGUUCUUUUAGAAGACCAAAGGAACUUCGUCCCUUCAUCAUAUCAUAGGAAAUUGGGGAAAAGUCUUCUCGAGUCUACGGUGGUUCUAAAAAACGAAAAAUGGAAAGAAGAACGAAAGAAGGACGAUAGAAAGACGAAAGAAGGAAAGCAUCAGGAUGAUAGAAGGAAAGAUGACGAAAUAAGGACGAUAGAAAGACGAAAGAAAGAAAGCAUCAGAACGAUAGAAGGAAAGAUGACGAAAGAAGAACGAAAGAACGAAAGAAGGACGAUAAACAGACGAAAGAAGGAAAGCAUCAGAACGAUAGAAGGAAAGAUGACGAAAGAACAAGGAAAUAACGAAAGAAGAACGAAAGAAGGACGAAAGAAGGAAAGCGACAGAACGAUAGAAGGAAAGAUGACGAAAGAAGGACGAAAGAAGGAAAGCAUCAGGACGAUAGAAAGAAAGAUGACGAAAGAAGAAGUAAAUAACGAAAGAAGUAAAUAA
Molecule: messenger RNA, 1569 nt
Organism: Phyllotreta striolata
Lineage: Eukaryota; Metazoa; Arthropoda; Insecta; Coleoptera; Chrysomelidae
Source: the annotation of a GenBank genome assembly